AAUGUGAAACAGAAACAGAAAGAGUAACACGUUUACAGCUUUACAACGUGUUAAAUACGGUAUGUGGAUAAUUAUAAUUAAUUUAUAAAGAUCUUUAAUUGAACGAUAUAUUUUCGUAAAUACACCAUCUUGGAUUUGUUGGCUGCACGCCGUCCAGGACCUUUACAACAGUCACAUAGCUCAGAUUUUGAUCCAUUUGGCCGCAACAGCAAUAACACCGGGAGAUGGGUCAGCUGAACGCACUUCGCUGGACCGCGGAGGGGUUCUGACCCGCCGUGCGAUCCGGCUGCCCGGUUGUAAUAUCGGUUGCAUUCAGCGGAGGAGUUUGACAUGUCUGGCGCAGGGGUCGUGGUAGGGACGCAGUCUGCGGGGCUGGGCGCUGCCGCCGCGGGCUGCUGCUCCUCCUCGUCGGGCGCCGGUUCUGCCGCAUUAUUAGGCUGUGUGUCAGGCAUGGCGGGUCGGUUACUCAGCAGAGUUCUCGAGCAUAUAUUCUCCUAUCUUGAGCUGGCGGAUCUCAUGAACUGCUCGCUCGUUUGCUGGCACUGGUACAACUGUCUGGCGGAUGAAAACAGCGAGGUGUGGCGGAGUCUGUGCGCCCGCUUGCUCAGUGAAGAAGCGCUGCGCUCCGAUAUUCUCUGCAACCUGCCUUCAUACAAAGCAAAACUGAAGUCCUUCCAGCACGCUCUGAGCUCCCAUGACUGCUCUAGAAAUGUAUAUAUCAAGAAAAACGGGUUUACUCUGCACCGCAACCCCAUCGCCCAAAGCACCGAUGGUGCCCGUGGGAAGAUUGGCUUCACGGAGGGCCGGCAUGCCUGGGAGGUCUGGUGGGAAGGUCCUCUUGGGACGGUGGCGGUGAUCGGCAUCGCAACCAAGAGGGCUCCCAUGCAAUGCCAGGGCUAUGUGGCGCUUCUAGGCAGCGAUGACCAGAGCUGGGGAUGGAAUCUAGUUGACAAUAACCUGCUUCACAAUGGAGAGGUCAACGGCAACUUCCCCCAGUGCAACAACGCACCAAAAUACCAGAUCGGGGAGAGAAUACGUGUAAUCCUAGACAUGGAUGAUAAGACACUAGCCUUUGAACGAGGUUUUGAGUUCCUUGGAGUGGCGUUCCGUGGGCUCCCCAAAACAUGCCUGUUUCCCGCUGUGUCAGCCGUCUAUGGGAACACUGAAGUGACUAUGGUGUAUCUGGGAAGACCCCUGGAUGGAUAAGUAUUAGAACCGGAGAGCAUCACGACAACUGCUGUUGACUUACAUAAGACUAGUAAAAAAAAAUGGGGAAAUGGUUGGUUUGGUGGCAGGCUUGCUGAUGAUGAGGAUGUCCAACACACAUCUGCGGAUUUCAGUUGAACAUCUAUUUGCUUUUAAUCCUUUUUUGAAGACCUGGGACAUUUUUUGAACCUGGUUUUAAUCUAAUUUAUGAAAUUGCACAGGGAGCAGCUUUUCUAUUUUAUGAAUUGUUAAGCCAAAUUAGAAGAGACAAAGUUUUCUGAUUCAUUACAACCAUUUUUUAACACAACACGUGGAAUGAGAAGAUACUGUAUCUGUACAAGGAUGGCUCAAGUUUUCACACACAAGAACAUUUUUAUUUUUAAAGACAGGCAAAGGUAGUAUGUCAUUAUUCCAUUUGUUACUGUACAUCGUAACUGUAGAAGUAUAUAGUAUUUAUUUAUUGAGGUCUAUCUUUGCUAUAACUGAGGUUAUGGAGAUUACAAAUAAACUCUAAAUAGUUCCGGACUGUGAACGUAUAUCA
Molecule: messenger RNA, 1747 nt
Organism: Carassius auratus (goldfish)
Lineage: Eukaryota; Metazoa; Chordata; Actinopteri; Cypriniformes; Cyprinidae
Product: F-box/SPRY domain-containing protein 1-like
Exons: 3
Coding region: 331-1206 (291 amino acids)
Biological process (GO): synapse assembly involved in innervation; proteasome-mediated ubiquitin-dependent protein catabolic process
Cellular component (GO): synapse; SCF ubiquitin ligase complex
Molecular function (GO): protein binding
Source: RefSeq, a predicted model, not a curated record